Helobdella robusta is the source of this 1888-nucleotide messenger RNA. RefSeq lists its product as hypothetical. The transcript is spliced from 20 exons. Gene Ontology annotation, molecular function: diacylglycerol O-acyltransferase activity. Gene Ontology annotation, biological process: triglyceride biosynthetic process. NCBI's taxonomy places the organism in Eukaryota, Metazoa, Annelida, Clitellata, Rhynchobdellida, Glossiphoniidae. Bases 1 to 1674 code for a protein of 557 amino acids. Gene Ontology annotation, cellular component: endoplasmic reticulum membrane. The record is from RefSeq and is a predicted model, not a curated record.
AUGAAUUUAAGUAUUGGUGCUAUGAAAUGCCACAGAGUUAGAGAGUCAUUGUUGAGUACAUCUAGUGGCUUUCAAAAUUUCAGAGGCCUACUUAAUUGGUGUGGUGUCAUGCUGCUAAUCUGUUUUUUAAUUGAGAAAAAAACCUAUGGUAAAACUGCUGUUGAAUCAAAUCACAUCACAUCUCAAUUUUUUAAUUACAUGACACUUUGGCGUGGCUUCAGUUUGGGCAUGCUCCAAAUCGGAGCACACUCCCAAGCGAACACGCCCGACAGAGGCAGAUGCUUCUGGUUUCCACUGCCUGCAGAAUUCAACAGCAGGUCGGGUCGUUCUACAAUAUAUAAUUACAAUUUGAAGCAAAAUGUUUCGAAGGUUUUCACCAUGGGAAGGGCAGCUUUAGAGAAUGUGCUGAAGUACGGGAUUUUGAUCGACCCGGUUAACUGGUACUUAAUUUUUAUUCGCUCCCCAUCAAACUUCCCAAUAAUCUGGAUUUUGAUUGCGUUACUAGCAUCAAUUGCCGUCACCUUCCUCAUUGAGAAAUUAGCCUCUAAGAACUAUCUCUCCGAGGGCUUCGUCACCUUUCUCCACGCCCUCACCCUCGGUUUCAUCAUCGUCUUUCCGGCUGUCAUCGUCUUGAACGUUCACCCACAUCCAUUUAUUUCAUCACCACUGUUGGCCGUCUGCAUCAUCGUCUUCCUUAAGAUGUCCUCCUACGCCCAGACCAACAAAUGGUGCCGCAAACAUCAGCUGAAGAAAGAGAACCAAAAUUGUAAGGCCAGCUGUCUAUUGGCCGACAAACCGGCCAAUCACAAGAGUCCAAGAUUGAGGUCAUUGAGCAUAAGAGCCGACCUGAACGCCAAAUUGCACGAGAUGAAGCAAGUGAACGACGACUACGACAGCAACUACAGCAACCUCAUGGUCGUCACACAACUCCAGGAUUACCCAGAUAACUUGAACGUUAAAGAUCUGGUGUACUUCCUUCUAGUUCCGACAGUUUGUUACGAGUUGAACUAUCCUAGGACUACGAGAAUAAGGCACUGGUUUCUCAUCAAUAGGGCUCUUGAGACGUUGUUUCUCUGGGGUCUUGUACUGAGUCUUAUCCAGCAGUGGAUAUAUCCGAUCAUAUCGAACUCCAUCGUACUUUUCGAGAACAUGAACUAUCCGAUGAUGGUAGAGAGGAUUCUCAAAUUGGCCGUACCCAACCAUCUGAUAUGGUUGAUAACAUUUUACGUUAUUUUCCAUUCCUGGUUCAACCUGCUUGCUGAGCUACUGAGAUUUGGUGACAGAAUGUUUUAUAAGGACUGGUGGAAUUCAGAGAACCUGCAGCAGUUCUGGUCAACGUGGAACAUCCCCAUCCACCGCUACGCUCUCAGACACAUAUACAAACCAUUGUUGGGUAGAGGUGUUAGCAAACCGGUUGCCAACACAAUGGUCUUUAUAGUGUCAGCAUGCUUUCACGAGUACCUGUUUAGCAUACCACUGAAUAUGUUUAGAUUCUGGUUUUUCGCGUCAUUCAUGAUGCAGAUCCCAUUGGUUUUGCUCUCUUCGAAGUUAAACGGUAAAUUGGGCAACAUAAUAAUUUGGUUGAUGCUCGUGUUGGGUCAGCCCGUAGCACUGCUCAUGUAUUCACACGACUAUUACAUCGCCCACCAUAGAAAUAAUACUAUGGUCGAUUGAAUGUUAUAUCGCCACCAUAGAAAUAAUAUUAUGGUCGAUUGAAUGUCAUAUUGUUCAUCAUAGACAUAAUAUGAUCGAUUGAAUGUGAAUGUACGGUGGUUGACUUUUAGAUUGAACGUUAUGUCGCCUGCUAUAUAAAUAAUACUAUGAUUGAAUGUCGUAUCACUCACCGUAAAAACAAUAUUUUGAUUGAAUAUUACAUCACUUAUCAUAU